CGGCAGCGGGAAAGAUGCCCGGACGGCGAUGAUCCACGACGCGGCCGCCGCCUCCUCCUCCUCUUCCUCCUGCGGCGGUGGCGGCGGCUUCGCGGAGCUUCUCCGGCAUGGCGCGCCUCGCCGACUACUUCGUGGUGGUCGCCUUCGGUCCGGGCAAGCGCGGGAGCAGAGAUGGCCAGGGCCAAAUACUCCAGCGGUUUCCAGAAAAGGACUGGGAGGACAACCCUUUCCCCCAGGGUAUCGAACUGUUUUGUCAGCCAAGUGGAUGGCAGCUUUUCAGAGAGCGAAACCCUCCCACAUUCUUCAUUGCUGUCCUGACUGACAUCAACUCGGAGCGCCAUUACUGUGCCUGCUUCACUUUUUGGGAGGCCAUUGAAAGCAUCCAGCAGCUGCAGAACCGUUGGAGGAAGGAGGAAGUGGAGGAGGUGGAGGUGACUGCUCUCAUCCAUCCCACUCAGCUCUUUGCCCCUAAGAGUUUGGUGCUUGUGUCUCGGCUGGACCACACCGAUGUUUUCCGGAACUGCCUGGGGCUGAUCUACACCAUCUAUGUGGACGGACUGAGCACCUCUCUAGAGACUGUCAUUGGGAAUCUCCUGACAUGCACUAUCCCCAUUACAGGGGGCUCCCAGAGGACAAUUUCUCUGGGUGCAGGUGACAGGCAGGUGAUCCAGACGCCGAUCAGCGAUUCCCUGCCCAUCAGCAACUGCAGUGUGGCGCUCCUCUUCCGGCAGUUAGGGAUCACCAAUGUAUUGAUACUCUUUUGUGCGGCCCUGACCGAGCACAAGAUCCUCUUCCUCUCCAGCAGCUACCAGAGACUGACUGAUGCCUGCCGGGCACUGCUUGCCCUCAUCUUUCCCCUGAAGUACAGCUUCACGUAUGUGCCCAUCCUGCCAGCUCAGCUCCUAGAGGUCCUCAGCACACCCACCCCUUUCAUCAUUGGAGUCAGCUCCAUCUUCCAGUCAGAGACACAAGAGCUGUUGGAUGUGAUCAUAGCAGAUCUUGAUGGAGGGACAGUAACUAUCCCAGAGUGCAUCCAUAUCUCUUUGCUGCCUGAACCUCUUCUCCAUCUGACACGUGAAGCCCUCUCUAUGGUCUUGGACCCAGAGUUGGAGAUGGCAGAUCUGGCCUUCCCACCAUCCACCAUCUCUGCUUCCUCCCUCAAGAUGCAGGAUAAGGAGAUCCGGGCAGUCUUCCUCCGCCUAUUUGCCCAGUUGCUCCAAGGCUACCGCUGGUGCCUGCACAUCAUCCGUAUUCACCCAGAGCCAGUCAUUCGCUUCCACAAGGCAGCCUUCCUUGGGCAAAGGGGGCUGGUGGAAGAUGACUUCCUUCCCAAGGUGCUGGAGGGCAUGGCGUUUGCUGGCUUUGUGACCGAGAGGGGCCCCCCCUACCGGGAGACUGACUUAUUUGAUGAGCUUGUGGCCAGUGAAGCAAAACGGAUGCAGGCUGAUGAAGGAAAUAAGGCUAAAGUUCUGCGCCACAUCAAGGAACUGGCAGAACAGCUGUACAAAAAUGAGAACCCUUAUCCAGCAGUGACAAUGCAUAAGGUACAGAAGCCCACUGAGGGCUGCCACCUGCGUCUGCACCAAAGGCCAUUCCCCCGUUUGGAUGAAGGGACCAUCCAGUGGAUUGUUGACCAGGCCACAGCAAAACAGCAGACAGCACCUCCUUUGGUGAAGGCAGAGAAGAAAGCCAUGGUGCCAUCUGGGCCACCCCUGGGAACCCUCAUGGAGCGGAACGGGAUGCUGUUGGCUAACAGUGCCCGUCGACUGGAGGUGGUCAGGAACUGCAUCUCCUUUGUCUUUGAAAGUAAGAUGUUGGAAGCCAAAAAGCUCCUCCCAGCUGUGCUCCGGGCCAUGAAGAGCCGGGCAGCUCGCCAGUGCCUCACCCAGGAGUUGAACCUCCAUGUGCAGCAGAACAGAGCCAUGCUGGACCAUCAGCAGUUUGACUUCAUUGUCCGCAUGAUGAACUGCUGCUUGCAGGACUGCAGUGCCACGGAUGAGCACGGGGUUGCCGCUGCACUUCUGCCCCUGGUCACCGCCUUUUGCCGCAAACUCAGUCCAGGAAUUACCCAGUUUGCUUACAGCUGUGUGCAGGAGCACCUGGUUUGGACCAACCUUCAGUUUUGGGAAGCUAUGUUCUACAGUGACGUGCAGAACCACAUCCGGGCUCUCUAUGUGGAGAGUGGUGAGGAGGACCGUGCUGAGAAGGUGGCUGAGGGGGGGGAACAAGAGGAGGAGUCGGCUCUGGAGGUUGCUGCUGUGCAGUGCCGUCUUUGGCCCACCAUGAGCUGGGAGAAGCAACAGGAGCUGAUUCAGAAGGAGGAGAGCACCGUCUUCAGCCAGGCCAUCCACUACGCCAACCGCAUGAGCUACCUCCUGCUGCCUCUGGACACGAGCAAGACCAGGCUGCUGCGGAGCACGGGGCUGGGGGACGCCGAGAGUGUCAGCAACAGCUUAAUCACCAGCAGCAUUGCUGGUAGCGUGGCAGACAGCUACGAUGCUGAAAGUGGCUUUGAGGAUGCCGAAAGUUCUGACGUGGCAAACUACGUGGUACGGUUCAUCAACCGCUUUGUGGACAAGGUCUGCACAGAGAGCGGAGUCACCAAUGAACAUCUCAAGGGGCUGCACGUCAUGAUCCCAGACAUUGUCCAAAUGCACAUCGAGACCCUGGAUGCUGUGCACAGAGAAAGCAAGAGGCUCCCUCCAAUACAGAAGCCCAAACUCCUCCAGCCAAGCCUGCUGAUUGGAGAAGAGAGCGUUAUGGAUGGUCUGCGUGUUUACCUCGUGCCAGACGGCAGGGAAGAAGGUGCUGGAGGCAGUGUUGGGGGCCCCCCUCUGCUUCCAGCCGAAGGAGCUGUGUUCCUUACCACGUACCGCAUCAUCUUCAAGGGCACACCAACGGACCCACUAGCGGGGGAGCAGGUGGUGGUCCGUUCCUUCCCUAUCGCCUCGCUGACCAAAGAAGAGAAGAUUACAGCCCAGACGCCCUUGGAUCAGUUCAUCCAAGAAGGCUGUGCGCAGCUCCAGCUGCGCUCCUGUACAUUCCAGCUGCUCCGCAUUGUCUUUGAUGAAGAAGUGGCCUCUGAGAGUGCAGAAACCUUCCGGAAGCAUCUCAGCAAGUUGCGCUAUCCCCAGCAUGUCUCUGAUACCUUUGCCUUCACGGUGGGACAGUCUAGCAAGCCUACCCUGCCUUCCAAAGCCAAGGAUAAAAACCCAUCUCUCAGGACCAUUUCCAAGAACCUGGUAAAAAAUGCCAAGAAAACAAUUGGGCGCCAGUAUGUGACCCGCAAGAAGUAUACCCCUCCUCCCUGGGAGCACCGGAGCAGCCAGCAGCCCUUCCCCGAGGACAAUGAGGAUGAGAUCUCGGUGUCUGAAGAAGUGGACAGAAGCACCUUGACCCCCUCAGCCACAAUCAGGCCCUCUGACAAGAUGACCAUGAGCCACCUGAUAGAGAGAGCCUGUUGCCGAGAUUACCAGCGCCUGGGCUUAGGCACCCUGAGCAGCAGUUUGACCCGUUCUAAGAACGAGCCUUUCCGCAUCUCCACCGUCAACCGAAUGUACGCCAUCUGUAGAAGUUACCCAGGACUACUGAUCAUCCCACACAGCAUCCAGGACAACACAGUUCAGCGGAUCUCACGCUGCUACCGCCAGAACCGCUUCCCUGUGGUCUGCUGGCGGAACCCGCGCACAAAAGCAGUGCUGCUACGAUCGGGCGGCUUGCACGGAAAAGGCGUGGUGGGUCUCUUCAAGUCCCAGAAUGCUCCUGCCACAGGCCCCUCUCAGGCAGAUUCGACAAGUUUGGAGCAAGAAAAGUACCUGCAGGCCAUCAUCAAUGCCAUGCCACGUUAUGCAGAUUCCAGUGGCCGCAACACUCUCAGUGGCGGCUUCAGCUCUGCCCACGUGAGCAACUCAGAUUCUUCUGAGAAGCGGCAGCCCAAACUGGGAUCUCUUAUGAAGCAGGUGAUGGGAGGGAGAGACGAAGGGCCCGGGACUGUUAGCCGUGGAGGUCACAGAACUAGGGUAAUUACCUUCUCCAGUCCCAAGGGUGCAGCACCAAGGAAACCUGACUCCCCCCGAGGCAAAUGGGGCAGCAUCCGAGCCAGUGGCCGCUUGAGCAACUAUGCUCUCAACAUAGAGAUUGGGUCCCGCCUGGCUGGGAAAGAACUUGGCACACAGCCCAACGGGUCUCCCUCUGAAGCCAGCUUCCUGCGCCAGCUCUACAUAAUUGGAGACAAAUCCCAGUUGCGGGGAAUAAAGCCUGAUCCUUUGCAGCAUUGGGAAAUGGUGCCUAUUGAGGUGUUUGAUGCACGGCAGGUCAAGACAAGCUUCAAGAAGCUGAUGAAGGCUUGUGUCCCUAGCAACCCUUCCCCAGAGGCUGGCUUGAUGUACUUGCGUUCCUUGGAGGAGUCUGAAUGGCUGAUACAGAUUCAUAAGAUCCUGCAGAUCUCAGUGCUGGUGGUGGAACUGCUGGAUACAGGCUCCUCGGUAUUAGUCAGCCUAGAAGAUGGCUGGGAUAUCACCACUCAGGUGGUGUCUCUCGUGCAAUUGCUCUCAGACCCCUAUUACCGCACCAUGGAAGGCUUCCGGCUGCUGGUGGAGAAGGAGUGGCUGUCCUUUGGGCACCGCUUUGGUCAUCGAGGGGCACAGACCUUGGCCAGCCAGAGCAGUGGCUUUACACCCAUCUUCCUGCAGUUUCUGGACUGUGUCCAUCAGAUUCACAGACAGUUCCCCAUGGAGUUUGAGUUCAGCCAGUACUACCUGAAGUUCCUCAGCUACCACUAUGUGUCCAAUCGCUUCCGCACGUUCCUCCUAGAUUCUGACUAUGAGCGAUUAGAGCUGGGUCUCCUGUAUGAAGAGAAAGGGGAGCGGAAAGGCACUCAGCUCUACCGAUCCAUUUGGGACUAUAUGGACCGGCUGAACAAGAAGACGCCCAUCUUCUUCAACUACAUGUAUGCACCUGAGGAUGGGGAGGUCCUGCGUCCGUAUAGCAACAUUUCCAGCCUGAAGGUGUGGGAUUACUACACGCAAGAGGCUCUGUCUGAGGGACCUUCCUAUGACUGGGAGCUGGUGCAAGGUCAGGUGGAGCUCAGCGAUGAAGCUGGCCAGCAGGACACCAGCACCCCUCAAAGCCGCCGCAAGAUCGUUUGGCCCUGUUAUGACAACUGCCGCCGAAUAGAACCCGAUGCCAUCUCUCGGCUGCUGGAGGAGGUGCAGAGCCUGGAGAUGGAGCUGGGGCAGGUUCCAGAACGCUGGAAGGAGACCUGGGACAGAGUGAAAGCUUUCCAGCAGUCGGAGGGCCCAGCAGUGGACACAGGCAGUAAAACAGCACCCAGUUCUCUCCUGAUGGUAUCUAGUCUGUCGCAUCAGCGGCGCUCGCUUGGCGUCUACCUGCAGGAGACGGGCAGUGGCAGCUCCACGUUGAACCUCAGCCUGGACAGCGAGACCAGCAGCACAUCCACCCCAUCUAGUGGGAAGCAAGGUGGCCGCAAGAGCACCAGCACCCUCUACAGUCAGUUCCAGACAGCAGAGAGCGAGAAUCGCUCCUAUGAGGGCUCCCUGUACAAGAAAGGGGCCUUCAUGAAGCCCUGGAAGCUGCGCUGGUUUGUGCUGGAUAAAACCAAGCACCAGCUGCGAUACUAUGACAGCAACCUGGACACAGAGUGCAAAGGGGUGAUUGACCUGGCUGAAGUGGAGUCCAUCACGCCAGGCACCCCCACCAUGGGAGCCCCCAAGACGGUGGAUGAAAAGGCUUUCUUUGAUGUCAAGACAAUAAAGCGGGUUUACAAUUUCUGCGCCCAGGAUGUGCAGCUGGCUCAGCAGUGGAUUGACCGCAUCCAGAGCUGCUUGUCUGAUGCCUGAGGAGUCCUUCUGGGCCUCGGUGGCCACGCUGGCCUGGGGCAGUGCAGGACUGAAGGAGGUGUGUGUGGCCAGGAGGGAGACCCCAGCCUGGCUUUGCCACACGCAGUUUGCGGGGAGGGAAGGUCGUGGACUGCCUCUUCUGCCUUGUUCGGAGGAGGGGCCGUGACAAGUCGGGCUUGGGGGGAUCCCAGGAGAGGUGAAUCUGGCCCACCCUCCGUUCUUCCCCAGAUGUAGGCAGAGCCAUUGGACUUCUGUGCGGCUGCCUCCAGAGCAGCUCUGGCCGGCCAAGAAUGGUCUCCGCUCUGUCGGGGAAGCUGGUCAAGGGUCCAGCUGCUUGCAGAGGCGGCAGCAGAGCGCUUCAAAGCCUAUUAGCACCCUCAGCCGCCCCCCGCCCCUGGUCUGGGGGAUGUCCUGAUGUCGGGACAUUGGAAGGCGGACGGAAGGAAGGGUGUGGGGCCUAUGCCCUGCCACUUAGUGCUGCUGCUGAUGGAGUGGGCUGUUACUGGUUGAAGGCUCAGUCGGGUGACAGGGGAGACACUGGUGUGUGACCCCCAUUGGUUCUUGCUCACUUCCCAACCCUCCCCCAGCAUCCUCAGGGCUAGCCCUCGAGUGCAGUGCAGCUAAUGGCCCCACCCCAACUUGCUUCCCAGCCUGGCAUCCAAAAGCAAAUCAUGUAACUUGACCUCUCUACUCCCUGCACCCUGGACCCACAGACCGCAGCCACCUUCCAUGGGAGCCUGGUCUAAUGCUUGCCAUUCCCUUCUGCCUUUGAGCAAUAGAAGGCAAAUGGUGAAGCCCCUAGACCCUGUACAUAGUCUGGAGCCCCCUAUCCCCCCUCCCCACUUUUUUAAUUGGUACUGUAAAGGCCAUGGCUGGUGUGAAUUUGGGGGGUUUUGUAACUUCUUGAGCAGUUGUAGAUUAUUGAAGUUUCUGUACAUUGUGUCAAACCUACAGAGUUCUUGUAUUGUAUUGUGCUUAGAGGAAAAAAAUAUAUAUGAAGAGAAAAAAAAACUAAUGGAAUUUAAUAAAAAAGAACA
This is a messenger RNA of Candoia aspera, 6895 nucleotides long. It is a transcript of the gene SBF1, whose product is annotated as SET binding factor 1. Gene Ontology annotation, molecular function: guanyl-nucleotide exchange factor activity. Bases 108 to 5858 code for a protein of 1916 amino acids. Lineage: Eukaryota; Metazoa; Chordata; Lepidosauria; Squamata; Candoiidae. Gene Ontology annotation, cellular component: cytoplasm; membrane. The record is from RefSeq and is a predicted model, not a curated record. The transcript has 42 exons.